Molecule: messenger RNA, 3415 nt
Organism: Acanthopagrus latus (yellowfin seabream)
Lineage: Eukaryota; Metazoa; Chordata; Actinopteri; Spariformes; Sparidae
Gene: creb3l4
Product: cAMP responsive element binding protein 3-like 4
Exons: 10
Coding region: 275-1597 (440 amino acids)
Biological process (GO): regulation of transcription by RNA polymerase II
Cellular component (GO): nucleus
Molecular function (GO): RNA polymerase II cis-regulatory region sequence-specific DNA binding; DNA-binding transcription factor activity, RNA polymerase II-specific
Source: RefSeq, a predicted model, not a curated record
AAGAAGAAGAAGAAGAAGAAGAAGAAGAAGAAGAAGAAGAAGAAGUGGAGGCGGAAGCUGCGUCACUGGUUCUGGACGCAGAGCUGCCAGCUGGACUUUUUAUUGACUGGACCGACAGAAGCAGCGUGAGGCGUCAGUUCGUGUCCCCGGUGCUGCUGCAGCCGCGGAGGGGCCGCUCGGUGAUGAAGAACCGGAGGGUCUGAACCCGGAAGAAGAAGAAGAAGAAGAAGAAGAAGGAGGAGAAGACGACGACGAAGAAGAAUCAGUUAGCUCAAUGAUGGAUGCAGAGAGCGGCGAGCUGUUUCUGGGCGGCAGCAUGGCGGCGGACAGCUGGCAGCUCGAAGCCCCGCUCUCCUGCUCCGACCUCGUCUUCUGCGGCUCAGAGAAACCCGUGCAGGACUGGCCGCUCGACGCCGGCUGUACGCUGAACGACAGCGAACCUGAGGAUGUCCUCCACGCCGUCGACCCGAACGAGGUGUUUCCCAACGGGCCGCUUGCCGACCCGUCGUCUGAGAGUGACAGCGGCAUCUCUGAGGAUCCUGUGGUGGAGAGUCCCGUCACCAUGGUGACAGCCGUGACCACGGCGACCACCCCGCCGACCAUCUACCAGGUGGUUUAUGACAUCAGUGGCCUGAGCGGUGUGAAGACCGAACCAGGACAAGAGAACGUGAUCUCCAUAGAGCUCAAUGACUGGAGCUCCCAGGUGUUGUUUUCAGACUCGUGCGUCGUCAACGAGCUGCCCGUGCUUCCUGCCGCUCGCCUCGACUGCAGCUCUAGCUUCGCCGACCCCCCGAGUCCCGACGAUGAUCCGCUGUACUCAGACCUCCAGCUGACGGAGGAGGAGCAGAAGCUGCUGAGUCAGGAAGGAGUUUCUCUGCCCAACAAUCUUCCUCUCACCAAGGCUGAAGAAAGAAUCCUGAAGAGAGUUCGGAGAAAAAUCCGCAACAAGCAGUCGGCUCAGGACAGCCGGCGGAGGAGGAAGGAGUACAUCGACGGGCUGGAGAGCAGGGCAGCAGCCUGUUCAGCUCAGAACAAGGAGCUGCAGAGGACGGUGGAGCAGCUGGAGAAACGCAACAUGUCUCUGCUGGCUCAGCUGCGACAGCUUCAGUCUCUGAUCAAGCAGACCGUCAGUAAAGGAGCCCAGACCAGCACCUGCUUACUGAUCAUCCUGGUCUCUCUGGGUCUGAUCAUCAUGCCGAGUUUCAGCCCGUUCAGCCGCCGCUCGUCUGCAGACGACGACGACUACAGACCAACAGGAGUUAUUUCCAGAAACAUCCUGACAGACCCCUCCUCCUCCCGGCCUACAGAAGAUGAAGGGAACAGUCCGCCGGUCCAGUCCGACUCCUCACCGCCGUCUGAACUCACUAAAUCUGAACUCAGCCAAUCAGGACCUGCUGAUGGCACUGACAUCCUCCAGGAACCAAUUGAAACCCCUGAAAAUACAGGCUUUGAUGGGACGGUCCCCGAGGGGAGCCAAUCAGGGAACAGCUCAGCUGUUGUUGCCGGGCAGAGUGAGCAGCUGGCGAUGGGUCUGAGGUCGGUGACGGGGACAGGAAGCCCCGAUCCCGCUAAACCCGCCCACGCUGACGAGAUGUAGUCAGUCCUCGACAGUUUCCUCGGUUGUGUCGGGACGCAUGAUUGGUUGCAGAGUUCGUCUCGGUGCUGAGCUGCAGAUGUGACCGGCAGUGGACGCUCUGAUUGAUCGCUGCUGAUCAGAAUCUGCUCCUGUUUGACAUGAAUUAAUUGAUCGGUGGUGGUUUUAAAGACACGGUCGGUCAUGAUUUUAUUUUAAAGGAAUAUUUUGACAUUUUGGGAUGUAUGCUAAUUCUUUUUCGUUAGAGUUAUAUGAGAAAUUUAAAAGCAUUCUUACAUCUGUACGAUAGAUAGCUCAGUGCUAAGCUGUGCUAACUGUCUCUAGUCUGCCAUAUACAAACAUCAGUGUGAAAACUACCUUUACAUCUUAAGACUAAUGAAAAUGGACACGUCUGUUUGAAACAAUAAAACCGUCACUGUCCACAUACUACAAGAAGGACAUCACGUUGGCGUCAGAGUCAAGCAGUGAAACCACUAGAUGGCGCCGCUCAGAGUCAGAACAGUCCACAGGGCCGUCCACUUCUCCCUCGCUACUGUCCAUCCCCUGACAUCAUACAGAUGUUUCAGACUUGUUUAACCUGUUGAAUUGACACAAUCUGAGCAUGUUGACAGUUUCAGGCAGACGUGACGCUCCUCUUCUGAAACACUGCCGGUGGGAUAUGAAACUACGUAGAAGACGGAACAAAACCACAUCACACACGAGGUCACAGAGACGUGACGCACGGAAUCAAGACGUUAGAAAGAAAAGUGUCUUUUCUCAAAAUGUUGAACUAUUCUUUCCAAAAGCCCAUCAGUGUUUAAACUUAGACUCACAGAGAAACAAGAAGCUGUUAUUUUCCAAUUUGUGUCUCGUGUUAGCUUUACUCCGGGUCUGAGCUGCUGACGCCUCACAAAGCUUUUAUAACAGAUUCAAGUUAACUUCAGCUCAGAAACUCCCCUGGAUCAUCUCUAACUGAUCACAUGGACCAGUCUUCAUCACACAGGACGAGAGUCUACCUCCACAUCGGCUCCACUGAUAGCACGCUACGAGCUAACAAAGCUGUCAGAGCUCUCUAAAAAAAAAGGCUUUUUUUUUUUUUUUUUUUUUACACAUCUUAUUUAAACUGUCUGCUGUGAGGACAGUAGAUCCAGUUAGUGUAACUGACCCUUCAGAAGUUCGAUCCUGUAGAACAGAGAAUCUGAUCACCUGAGAUGGAUCCAUAAUUUGGGAUACUGUAGAAUUUGUUAGUUUUCUCGUCUGCUCUGAUUUAAGUUAACCAGAAAACAGUCAUGAAGUCCUUCCAGCUUAUUUCCACACUGAUCCGUUAAUUGACUUGUUUCAGAUGUUGUUGUUGAGCCCAGUUCACGUUGUGCCAUCACACCUGGUUACCUGCUGACCUCUGACCUCUCAGCCUAUGAGGCCUUUUCAUCCCUUAUAGUUAAAGGAACAGUUCAUCUAGAAAUAUAAACCCAGUCAUCAUCUCCUCCUGACAUGAUAUAUAAUGAUAUGAAGUCAGGUGAAGUGUUGCAGCAUUCUGCUAAACACCUCAAGUAGCUGGAGACACUUUUUUUUUUCCUUCCGAUCGACUCAUUGAUUAAUUGACUAAUUGUCGCAGCUCUAAUCAGCAGGCCUGUUUGUUGCUUUAUGCAGACUAUGUGGUUGUAAUGGACCUCUGGAGCCACCAGGGGCGCCAACAAACUGUCGUAGUGAUGAUCUGACUUUGUGUUACAUGUUUUGUAUUUUGGAGGGAAAAGGGAUAUUUCUAUUUUUAUUUUAUUCUGCUUUUUUUGUAAAAGAAAGGAAAUUCUGAUAUUUAAAAUAAACAUUUUAAGGUAAAUGUUG